UUAUUUGUACUAAUACACUCUGUUCUUGCACCUUUUUUACGGCUGAGCUUCUUAUGUUUGAAACGCGGGAGACGAAAAAAAAAAUAUCUUCGUUGCCUUUUGGCCUUACCUGAUCUUAUUUUUUCAUUCCUUUGCAAAUCAAAUUUGGAAGUUUUUGAUCUCUGCUUCAAACAGUUCUUAGCAAAAAAUGGGGUAUAUAGGAUCACAUGGUGUACAAGCUUUGAAAAGAUACAAAUACAGUGGUGUGGAUCACUCUUACCUUGCUAAAUAUGUAUUACAACCCUUUUGGAGCCGUUUUGUUAAUUUCUUCCCUCUUUGGAUGCCACCAAACAUGAUAACACUUACAGGAUUUAUGUUCUUGGUUACCUCAGCAGUGCUUGGCUAUGUUUAUUCCCCUCACUUGGAUUCACCUCCACCAAGAUGGGUUCAUUUCGCUCAUGGUUUACUUCUAUUUUUAUAUCAGACUUUUGAUGCUGUCGAUGGGAAGCAAGCAAGAAGAACAAACUCCUCUAGUCCCCUUGGAGAACUUUUCGACCAUGGGUGCGAUGCGCUUGCAUGUGCGUUUGAAACCAUGGCCUUUGGGAGCACUGCUAUGUGUGGAAGGGACAGUUUCUGGUUCUGGGUAAUUUCAGCUGUUCCAUUUUACGGAGCUACAUGGGAACACUAUUUCACCAAUACGCUGAUCCUUCCCGUAGUUAAUGGGCCAACUGAGGGUCUUGCUCUGAUAUAUGUAAUGCACUUUUUGACAGGAUUUUUGGGUGCCCAAUGGUGGGUUGAACAAUUCGGAAGAUCCAUACCCAUCUUCAGUUGGGUACCUUUUCUUAAUGAAAUUCCGACAUACAGAGUUGUGCUGUAUAUUAUGAUAGCAUUUGCUGUUAUACCUACUGUCGGCUGCAAUAUACAAAAUGUCCAUAAGGUCAUUCAGGCUCGAAAAGGAAGCAUGUUACUCGCAUUAGCAAUGCUUUAUCCUUUCGUUGUACUCAUGGGAGGAGUGCUUAUUUGGGAUUAUUUGUCGCCCUCAGAUAUAAUGAGAAAUUACCCACACUUGGUUAUACUAGGAACUGGACUUGCAUUUGGGUUCCUUGUGGGACGGAUGAUUUUGGCUCACUUGUGUGAUGAACCCAAAGGACUAAAAACAAACAUGUGCAUGUCGCUCUUGUAUCUUCCAUUGGCAAUUGCAAAUGCUCUUACAGCUAGGCUGAAUGAUGGUGUUCCUCUAGUUGAUGAUUUUUGGGUUCUUCUUGGUUACUGCGUAUUCACGGGAUCGCUCUAUUUACACUUUGCCACAUCGGUUAUUCAUGAAAUUACGACAGCUUUGGGAAUUUAUUGCUUCAGGAUAACUAGGAAAGAGGCUUGAAUAUCAACAAUGGGUGAUCAAAGGUUUCCUCAAUGCCGAACCAGUUCACAACUUUUGUUCCGGCAGAACAAGAAACGCUGCUGCUGAAGUGAUUCGGGUAUUUUGUAUCGAUGACUGCUGUAGCUCAUCAACAUUGUUAUAACUGUUUUGUUAGAAACAGGAAAGGAAAAUUUAGAUAUGCAAAACUCUUCAAUCUAUGACUUUUGGUGUAUGAGUGAUUCAUUUUAUGAAAUCAAAGUUUUUGAA
This is a messenger RNA of Gossypium arboreum, 1603 nucleotides long. RefSeq names its product choline/ethanolaminephosphotransferase 1. Gene Ontology annotation, biological process: phospholipid biosynthetic process. Gene Ontology annotation, molecular function: phosphotransferase activity, for other substituted phosphate groups. Lineage: Eukaryota; Viridiplantae; Streptophyta; Magnoliopsida; Malvales; Malvaceae. Gene Ontology annotation, cellular component: membrane. The record is from RefSeq and is a predicted model, not a curated record. The transcript has 20 exons. Bases 188 to 1357 code for a protein of 389 amino acids.